AUACCUCCCACCCAAGCAUUCAUAAAUCUAAAAGAAAAAUUAUUUUUUACUUCUUACUUAAUAUCAGUUUUAUUUUUCUUUUUUAGAAAACAAAAUCACGGCAUCCACCAUUGUACGAAAUGGCUACGCUUCACCACCAUCGGCCCAUUUCACUGUCGGUUCUCCCUCUUCUCUCCCGGCUGAGACCUUCUUCGGCUAUCCCCGCAACGCUGUUCUCGCGCCCACCGCUCUCCGGACUGCCGUGCACUCCGAUAUCUGCUCGGGCCAUCCGCGAUAAGCGCAUCCUUGGACCCGUCCGUGGAUGCGCGACCUCAGAUUCCGCGAUUUCCCCCGGACCUCCACCCUCGUCGAGGAUCUUUAUCAAAGGAUUAUCUCGUUCAACAUCUGAGGGAUUCUUGGCAAAGACCUUUUCAUCCUUUGGAGAAGUCAAGAAAAUAACGAUAAUUACAAGCAAAAGUUCGAAACAGUCUCUGGGACUUGCAUAUAUAUGGUUUGCCCGUGAACAAGAUGCACUAAUGGCGGUAAAGGAGAUGAAUGGAAAGUUUCUUGAUGGCAGGUUUGUUGCUGUCACAAUUGCAGAAGCUGAAUCUCCUUCUAAACAGGUAAGAGCCAAACCAUACAGAUUUUGACUCAAAUACUUGUGAAGUUGCUUCAGGAGGCACAGGAAGACAUGGUUUCAUUAGAGUUGAUCACAAGUUUAUGUAAUUUGGUUUUAGGUGUAUAAUUCUUUGGUUACAAAUACCUUUCGUAGUUUUGAUAUGUGAUGUACAAUCUAUUUUUCUAAUGUAUUGCCUUAUAUGAACACUAAUUUUCAUGUUUUCUAGAUAAUGUGAAUAUUUAUUCAUUCAGUCAUGAUUGACUGGGCA
Molecule: messenger RNA, 866 nt
Organism: Musa acuminata AAA Group (dessert banana)
Lineage: Eukaryota; Viridiplantae; Streptophyta; Magnoliopsida; Zingiberales; Musaceae
Product: organelle RRM domain-containing protein 1, chloroplastic-like
Exons: 4
Coding region: 120-629 (169 amino acids)
Biological process (GO): mRNA splicing, via spliceosome
Cellular component (GO): precatalytic spliceosome; U2 snRNP; catalytic step 2 spliceosome
Molecular function (GO): RNA binding
Source: RefSeq, a predicted model, not a curated record